AUGAGGCUUUCAUGGCCAUUUCAACGUUUUUUCGUGAAACUCUCUCUGAAUGAUAUUGAUUCUUUGAUAGCUGCCGCCGAGGCCUGCUUCUUCUCAGUCCGGCAAGCCGCUUAUCCAGAUUCUUGGUCGUUUCGCUUCUCGACGCGGUCUCGAUCGCGGCGCGCCGUAUGCCAGAUCGCCGACUCUUCAAACGGAAGUCCAUCGAACCCGCGCGCUGCGAUAGCUCGCUCGAACAAUGACGCCGUGGUCGAUCAUCGGCGCAUGCAAGGAAGAGGCGGCGGUCCGUCGGCGAUAGCUUCUCUCUGCCUUUGUCCUGCGUCUCCUGCAACCAGCCUGAGGUCUGGAUCGCCCCUCGCUCGCUGCCAGAAGCCAUCUGCAUCGGGGCCAGGUCGAGGAAGCGGCCAAGAUCGAACGCUCGAGCGAUGUCGCCGGCGAGCGGGCUUCCAACCGUGCGAACAUCCGGUCGAGGAGCCGAAGCCACCGCCCUCUGUCGCCCACCGGGCGACGGAAGCCAGCGCUGCCGGGUCAUCCGGACCGGUCGCCGUAAAAGGGCAGGCUCUCAAAGCUGUCCAUCUUAGUCCAGCUGCUCUCUUUAGCGCGCAGCGCGGUCACGACUGGAAAUUGUCGAACGCGAACGCAUGUUCCGCGCCGCGCGAGCAGGGCAUCGAUGGCCGCGACAAGCGGGGCCGCGCCGUUCGGCCAGAUUACAUUGCCUCAUUGGCGUUCAGCCAUGAAACCUGUUUGCCAAAGCCGUCAGGAAACGACUGCUGCCGAUUGCGUCCGGACGAACGCCUCGAAAUGGUCGAGCGCGUCCUCAUCGUCGGGCUCAUCUUGAACUCGCGCGCCCACGCGACCGGAUCGAUGCGCGUGUCGAGGUCAGGCACCGGGUCGUCUGGCGGCCGCGAUCAACACGAGCAACCCAUUCGCCGCCUCAUUGAUUUCGGUGUCGGCAGCGCAGCUCACUGCUGUAUCGACCGUGGCGCGAAGGAGGAGGGCUGGUUGCUGCGGCGAGCGAUCAGGAAGAGCAGCGCCGGGUACACGCCGUCGGUGGCAAAGUCGGCAACAAGGUCUUCCGCGAGGCUGGAAGGCAUUUCGCUAAGAUUGCGAUCUGCUGCGCCGCUGUUUUCCCUGCCAGACGCGAUAUCCGGGCAUGGAGCCAGUCGCUGUCUUUCCGGUGAGGAGCGAGGCUCCAGCAUGGGGGCGACGGAUCGCGCGAACAUCUCGUGGGUCUCCGCAUCGAGGAGCGGCCAGUAUCGGCCGAUCUCCUUGGCCAGCCGGAUGAGCGUUUCUCUCGCCUUCACCUUCAUUCGAAGCGACGCGUCUCGGCGCUGGCAAAGAUCCGCCGGAUCAAACCCGUUAACGCCUCGGCCCCAGCGCGCCAGCACAGGCAUACUCGCUCAGGAACACGGCGGACGCAUCGGUGUCUUCGGCCGCGGCGACCGUAGAGUUCCCUGA
This is a messenger RNA of Acanthosepion pharaonis, 1455 nucleotides long. The record is from the annotation of a GenBank genome assembly. NCBI's taxonomy places the organism in Eukaryota, Metazoa, Mollusca, Cephalopoda, Sepiida, Sepiidae.